GAAAAGGAUCUGCAGAGCACAUUUAUCCAGCGCGAGCUGCAACAUUCACAGACUUUUACACAAGGCCAAACACAGCGUCGCUGCUGGAAACGGCAUCCCAGACUGGUUCUUCUCUGGCGAAUUGGUCUUUUCCCGGGGCGCUGUCACAGCCUUUCCCUCCCCCCCCCGCAGAAGAGCAGCCCGGAGGAGCGGGAGCGCAUCAUCAAACAGCUGAAGGAGGAGCUGAGGCUCGAGGAGGCCAAGCUGGUGCUGCUGAAGAAGCUGCGGCAGAGCCAGAUCCAGAAGGAGACUUCCUCCACGCAGAAGCCCACCGGCUCAUCUGGUUCUGUGGCCACACCGCCCCCUCUGGUCAGGGGCAGCCAGAGUAUCGCUGCAGGCAAGGGAGCUCUGCAGGUGUCCUCGGGCCGGAGUUCAGGCACGGUCAUCCCCCCUCCGCUGGUGCGGGGCGGACAGCAGGUCUCCUCCAAGCUGGGCUCCCAGCAGAACGCACAGAUCGUCAUGCCUCCCCUGGUCAGGGGCGCCCAGCAGAUCCACAGCCUGCGGCAGCAGCAGCAGCAGCACUCGGGCUCGGGGCCUCCCCCCUUGCUCCUGGCGCCCCGGGCCUCCGUCCCCAACGUGCAGAUCCAGGGCCAGAGGAUCAUCCAGCAGGGGCUGAUCCGCGUGGCCAACGUGCCCAACACCAGCCUGCUGGUCAACAUCCCACAGGCCUCCCCGACCAACUUGAAGAGCUCCUCAGUGACCUCGCAGGCGGGGCUGGCAGGCAGCGGCCUGUCCUCCGCGGUGAACGCCAACGACUCCCCGGCCAGCCGCCAGGCCGCUGCCAAGCUGGCGCUCCGCAAGCAGCUGGAGAAGACCCUGCUGGAGAUCCCGCCCCCCAAGCCCCCCGCCCCCGAGCUCAACUUCCUGCCCUCGGCCGCCAACAACGAGUUCAUCUACCUGGUGGGGCUGGAGGAGGUGGUGCAGAACCUGCUGGACACGCAGGGCAAGGGGAAGCAAGGCGUGCCGAUGGCGGUCGUGGCCCCGGUGCUCAAGGACCCCUACACCUGCGCCCAGUGCAAGACGGACUUCACGUGCCGCUGGAGGCAGGAGAAGAGCGGCACCAUCAUGUGCGAGCACUGCAUGACCUCCAACCAGAAGAAGGCGCUCAAGGCCGAGCACACGAACCGGCUGAAGGCGGCCUUCGUCAAGGCGCUGCAGCAGGAGCAGGAGAUCGAGCAGCGGAUCCUGCAGCAGCAGGCCGCCUCCGGCCCCGGCACGCCCUCCGCGGGCGCCGGCUCCGCCGGGAAGGGCGGCGAGCCGCAGGCGCUGGUGACCCAGCCGAUGAAGCAGGCCCGGCCCGCCGCGCUGACUCACAGCCGGGGGGCGCCCAUCUCGCGCCACCACUCCAGCAUCAAACAGAGCCCCGGCCAGCUGUCCCGGAGCGUGCCGCAGGCAGGGACGCGGGGAGUGCUCCACACGUUCUCGCAGUCCUCGCAGCUCCAGAGCGCCGCCGCCGCCGCCGCCGCGCUGGUCACCAGGCCAGGUAAGCACGCCAUGCGUCCCGGGAACAAAGCGAGCAGCAGCGGCAGCAGCAGCAGCGGCCGCAACAGCAGCCCCGCAGCCAGUGCCUGGAGGAAGCAGAGCACCGUGAGCCCAGGGGUCACCAUGGCCUACGUCAACCCCAGCCUCUCCAUGCACAAGUCCUCCUCUGCGGUCGAUCGCCAGCGCGAGUAUCUCCUGGACAUGAUCCCCUCCCGCUCCAUCUCCCAGACAGCGCAAACAUGGAAAUAAUGCAACUGCUCCCGAUACUCUUAUUAAUAAUCGCUAAUAAUCACCAGAGUAAUAAAAUAAUAAGGAUAACCAAUCGAUCGCUCCUGAAAUCCAUCCAU
Lepisosteus oculatus (spotted gar) is the source of this 1868-nucleotide messenger RNA. Lineage: Eukaryota; Metazoa; Chordata; Actinopteri; Semionotiformes; Lepisosteidae. The record is from RefSeq and is a predicted model, not a curated record.